Acanthaster planci (crown-of-thorns starfish) is the source of this 8902-nucleotide messenger RNA. RefSeq names its product F-box/WD repeat-containing protein 5-like. NCBI's taxonomy places the organism in Eukaryota, Metazoa, Echinodermata, Asteroidea, Valvatida, Acanthasteridae. The record is from RefSeq and is a predicted model, not a curated record. Gene Ontology annotation, biological process: protein ubiquitination. Gene Ontology annotation, molecular function: protein binding. Gene Ontology annotation, cellular component: SCF ubiquitin ligase complex; Cul4-RING E3 ubiquitin ligase complex.
AUGUUGCAAUUUUUAGAUAGAUGGCGCCCUGUUCUGUUUACAUCCACAAAAGUUUGUUGGCCUUUGUCCUAAUGAAGACUGGUGCCAUUUGUUGUCGUCAUGUGUUUAUACGGUCAUGGCAGGGGAAGCUAUGUGGAUGGCUGCCCUGCUAGUUUUUGUCCAUACCUGCGUCGAUCAGCUGUGAAGAGUAACAGUUUCCACCCUUUUCCAUCCCUGUAAAGUCAUGUUUACUACGAUACUGGAAUUUUCGAAUGACGUUGUUGGUUAAUGAAUUACAAUGGAGGAAGAGAGCUGCAUUUGGCUGUGUCUUCCUGACAGCCUGGUACUGCACAUCUUCAGCUUCCUCUCUUCACACGAACUCCUGAGGGCAGCGCAGGUGUGCAAAGCUUGGCUGUGUAUCAGCCACGAUGAACUGUUGUGGAAGGCCCUACUGUACGGGGAGUGGAGGAUCGAUCAUUGUCUGUCAUUGCCUCUAGGCUGCCCAUCCUACUUCCGUGAGUUCCGACGCCUGCAGUGCCAUGUACCCUGCCUGGAGGUACAAGUUCUUAGAGAGCACACGGACCAAGUGCUUCACGUCAGCUUCUCCCACAAUGGCAAACUGUUUGCCACCUGCUCCAAGGAUGGCACCAUCAAGGUCUGGAGGGUUGGCCCUCCAAUCUCGCUCAAGUACAGUCGAGCGAUGAAGGACCUGUUCCGCUGGCAGUACACCCAGUUUUCCCAGUUCAACGCCAACGACACGCUGCUCUUAGUGUCUGGUGUCCACUUCGGACCCAACAGCACCUCUGGGGAGAUCGCUGUAUUCAACCUGAAGGAUGACUUUGCUCUGCAAGCUCGUGUACUGAAUAAGCCCUAUGAUAUCUUUGGCUGCUGGCUGAAUAACACCUACCUCUUGUCGGGCAAACUCCAUUACCUGGGCCACCUGUCAUCUUGCUCAGCCCUCUGGCUCAACAAAGCCACCCAGGAGGUCCUGUCUGAACAGGAGUCGGUCAUCAUGCGCCUGUUCAAGUUCCUGAAUGUCAAUGCCAGCUCAGUCCGCAGCAUCACUGUGGCCAAUUGUCGCAACCUCGGCAAAGGCGACGACCAUGACGAGCCAUCGGUGGUGGGGAACUACAGUGAGUAUGACUCGUCAACCCAAGCAGGCCUUAAUUCCAGUGGUCCGAUGCCAGACUCGAGCGAGAGUGAGCUGGACGGUAAGGCCGGCACCGGCUGUUACAUGUACGAGAGUGACACAGAAAUGACCGCCAGCGAAAGUGACACUGGACAGAGCGGGAUGGAUUUACUUCAGGUGUUAUCCAGGGACACGCGUCAGGGGUCAUCCAGGGACCCAGGUCAGGGGUCAUCUAGGGAUUGGGGUCAGGGGCCGAGUGAACAAGUGAAAGACAGAGGAGGCAUUAGUGCAAGUGGGGCUGUACCCAAGUCUGGUGCUUGGCCUCUCCUGCAUCAAAGUCAGAGCGACCCCUGCUUGCCAUUAGACGCUGACCAACUGAGGAAGGCACGUGCAAUAGCAAACAUUAAUCAGAUGUAUCAGCAACAGCAGCAGCUGCUGCAGCAGCAGUCUGGUCAGACGUCACACCAGCAAGGGCAAUCAAAGGAGGCCAGCUCCGAAGCUGCACCCUCGUCCGUUCUGGGCCAACCCGCCCAGUCCCAACCUCAGGAGGUCUGCACCAAGCGAAGCUCCCCGGCCAAGAGGGAUGUCAGUGACGUCAGCGGCACGCCCCCAGAUGUCCUGCGCAAGAGCCUGCGCAUCGAGCCGGUCCAUGAGGGAAGCCAGCCUGGCACCUUGUCAUCGACGUCUCAGGGGAGCAGUGCUGCCAGUGGCCGGGGCCAAGCGGACUCCGACGCAUGCUGUACGAGACUCUGGCUGAGGGUCCGGAAGGCAGAGAUGAGGCGUGGAGGUGAGAAUUAUGACGAGGACCUUUUCCGAAUUCUGAUUGAGGGGAUCCAUCCCAACGACUGGACUGGACAGACUGAGGAGCACGGAGACACAGGGGCGAGUUGGAGUACCAGUGAUGGGCACAAACCUGCGAAUUCCUCAAAGCCUGGAACAAGCAAGGAGGGUGUAUCAACAAAUGCAGGAGAGGCCAGUCACUCUCUGCAGCCAUUGGAUCUGAGGGAGAGUCAGGCCGUUGGUGUCGGCUCCUCCCACUGCAGCUCCAGUGAUGCCAUCCUCUCCAGUCCUGACUGCGACCAGUCCUCGCUCACCUUUGCCGCUGACAGCAGCAGUGCCAGCGACAUCAUCCGGGCCUGGGGCAAGCACUUCACCUUUGGCAGCACGGAGAGUUUAGAUGAGGAGCCGCCCAUCCACUACCCAGACCGUUGUCGUGGGUUCAGCGACUCUGAGAUCACCCGGGGUCACGAGCCACUACAGCAAGACAACCUGCCGCAGCAGCUGCAGCAUCAGCAACAUCGGCAGCUGCAGGACAGUGAAGAUCCCAUGUCCAGCAGUNAUCCAGAUCCCAGCGCUGGCUGGCUGUAUCCAUUAGGCAAGUUCUGGGGAGAGGCCAGUCACUCUCUGCAGCCAUUGGAUCUGAGGGAGAGUCAGUCCGUUGGUGUCGGCUCCUCCCACUGCAGCUCCAGUGAUGCCAUCCUCUCCAGUCCUGACUGCGACCAGUCCUCGCUCACCUUUGCCGCUGACAGCAGCAGUGCCAGCGACAUCAUCCGGGCCUGGGGCAAGCACUUCACCUUUGGCAGCACGGAGAGUUUAGACGAGGAGCCGCCCAUCCACUACCCAGACCGUUGUCGUGGGUUCAGCGACUCUGAGAUCACCCGGGGUCACGAGCCACUACAGCAAGACAACCUGCCGCAGCAGCUGCAGCAUCAGCAACAUCGGCAGCUGCAGGACAGUGAAGAUCCCAUGUCCAGCAGCAGCCUGUCAGACUCCCAAACCCAGGACCAUGCCAACCACCAUGCCCACCAUCAUCACCACCGGACCAAAGUGCGACGGCGCAAAGUCCCAGCCAAGGUUGAACACCAGCACCUGAUCUUCACCAGGGGCAGCCUGGCAUACACCCCUCACCAGAUCGGCAUCAAGCGAAUUGAUGCCAACAUGGCAGACACCCUGAAGGGUCCCCUAGGGGUCAGCAUGCAGCCUGCUAGUGACCGUGAGGAGCCAGGGGAAGGUAGAGAGCCACAAGGGGACGGACAGGACCGGCCAGGGGAACUAGAAUUUGACAAAGUGGAUCAUGUGAUUGAACUGAAUGGCCAUGCUAUAGGGAUGGCAUUGUCUCCAGAUCAUAGAUACCUGUAUGUCAACUGUCGCUGCUGGCCACGCGACUACAUGAUCGCCGAUCCCCUGACCCCACCUCCAAUAGCUCAGGAGAUUGAGAUCCGAGUCUACGACCUCAUUAACCUGACCGAGGUCAAACGCUUCCACGGCCACAAGGCUUUCUCCCCAAAUGAUGAGUUCAACCUCAUCUUUCUCGAUGUCAGCGACCUCUAUGUGGCAAGUGGGGCGGAGGAUCGACAUGGCUACAUCUGGGAUCGUUACUAUGGCAACCUCUUGGCCAAGUUGCCUCAUCGUGACGUUGUCAACUCCGUGGCUUUCAACCCCAGGGACCCUGAGAUGAUGAUCACGGCCAGCGAUGAUCACACCCUCAAAGUUUGGUUCUCCCGACACAAAGCAGCGGUGGCCAAGGAUAUCAGAUAGUGAGCCCCUAUCCUUUCACUUCUGACCUACACUCAGCCAAAGUUGUCUCUCACCAAGUUUGCCACUGUAUUUGUCGAUUCUCAGUGUCUAUAGAUGUAAUAUAGAAACUGAAAAUCUCUCUGUAGGUUAUGGAAAGGACCCUUUUUGAUAUGUCUGAGACUCUACAGAUGUGAAACAGUUCAAAGUCGCUACACCAAAACUUAUCACAUCCUAAUGGUACAUUUAUCCCUGAUUUUUGUGACACACUAUUGUCAUAUUUGCCUGUAUUGGCACAUUCAAGAAUUCAAGAAAUUGAGAUUCUCAGAACGUGCUCUUUACGACAGUAUUUUGUGACAGCAGUGUUCUUUAUAAUGAGAGUUGACUUUAAGUCAAUAUGACAGACUGUCAGAGACCACAUCUGAUGGAAGUUAUACUAUUAGGAUGGGUACUACAGAUGUGUAGGGUUGUCAUUGUAAUAAUUUGUUUCAUUUUUGAAACUUUUGAAGCAUAAAUUGGUUUGUUAAUGCAAGCCCUUUGUUACCUUUGUAAUACCGUGUGCUAUUAAAAGUAAAACUUAAAAUGUAUGUAAAUUUUGAAAAUUUGUUCAAAUGGAUUGAUUUUAAGCUUAAAGGAAGAGUGUUCAGUGGAUUCAUUUUUGGCAGGGAAAUCAUUUUACCCAAAAAGUUUCUCUUAUAUCAGUCAACAUCCACUGUUUGAUAGAGAUAACACCUGCAUUGGAUUUACUUUUGUUUUAAUGCUUGCAACCAAUGGAAAAGAAAAGUUGUCAGACAGAAUGUCAUUGCUGUUACAAAAGCAUUUGAAGUUCUUCAGUGCUAAGGACCUGUUGCUUUAAAUAUUUUUCUGCUUGGUUGGUUUUCCUUUUUCUUUUCCUUUGUAAAGACACAUUUUUGUUCUACUUCUGUAAAGAGUUUCAUUCGGCAAACCUGUAAGAGGUUUUUUCCUGAAAUUUUUAAAAGUCACUUUAAAAAGCUGCAGAUGUGUGCAAAAUCGUAUCUGUUAACAUUGUUAUUCUCCGUUGAGCUUCCUAAGUACAUUUUCUCACAUCCAAAGCCGUUUUUGUUUGAAACUAGAACCCUCAAAAGAGUACAAACUGUGAAUACUCAUUUUAAGUGUCCAAAGGUUAAGAGAGAUGUGCAAGCAUGGCAGCCUUGUCAAAACAAGUCUUAACAAGGUGGAUGUGAGUUUCACAAAAGCUGUCAAAACAGUUUGACUCUGUGAUAUAAUGCUUCACUUAAAUUCGUAGGACCCCUGGUAUUUUGCUGGCUAUGACUUCUGACCUUUAACCUGCGACCCGAGACCUCGCACAACAACAGCAGGCAAAGGAUCUGAGAGGCACUGAACCAUCCAUCCAUCGCUGAAGCUGGAACGCAGUCAUCAAGUUUCACAGAGCUGUGAUAUGUAGCUACAUGCACCACUGCUCAUUACCUUGGCCCUGUAUCUUCAGCUGUCAUGGGUUGUGACUGAUGGCAACAACACGUGGAAAAGACACUGAAUUUGUAACUUGCAAGUAAUACUGACGUGCACUCCCAUAAGGGAGGGUCAGAAAAUAAGAACAGCUGGAAAUGUCAUCCACACUUUGCUGCAUUAUUACAUGCUGCUUGUUAUUGUUUGAAUUUUAUUCUGUGCAAUUUUAAACUUCCUAUGUGAGCAUAUGGAAGGAAGGUUGCAAGGUAUAUUGCAAUUUUUUUUUGUAAUUCUAAAUCAUGCAUAUUAGCAUCGGAUGGACAUAUAAACGUAGGCAUGCAUAUGACGUGCAUGUUGUAUAUUACUGCCUGCUACCGUUUUAUUCUCCACCCUGUCCCCUUCAUGAAAAUAUGUGUACAAGUAAAUUGGAACUUUGUAACCAUUUAAAUUGCACAGUGAAAUAUAAUGUCAUUUGGGUUUGAGGGACGUUGCCAGACCUCACAGGUUGAAUAUAGGGGGUCUCUCUAUCCGAUUCACAUCUGUGAAGUUUAUCAAAUGAGGAAAUAGUUGACAGUUGGAUAAGACCAAGUAAGAAAAUGCAACAUUAGGUUGGGAUAAAGUAAGAGAACCACCAUGUGUGGAGGAAGGCAAUUUUGGAGAGGUGGGUUUUCCUUCUGAAGUCCCAUGAGUGUUUGUGGAAUAACUUAAUAUUUUUUUUGGGGGGGGUCUACGUUGAAAUGUAGAUUUACAUGUAGUGAUAUGAAAAGUAUACUUACUGCGACAGUGUACUUGUAAAUACAGAUUAUUUUAAUACCUGUGGUGCUUAUCGAUACAAUUCCUAUUCUUAAAAACGUUUUAUUCUAUAUUUCAGCAAGAAAGAAAUACUGUUGCCUUGUUUGCCUGCAGCAAUGUACAAACCAAAGAAAAGUAUUUUCAAGAGGGAUUCUUUGAAGUAAAUUUAGUUUUAACUUUUUAUCUGCCAUUUUUUUCUGAGACAAACCUGCACGUGUUUUUGCAUAUUAAUGAACAGAAUCUCCUCAUUUACUGCGUGCAUUCACACUUAAGAUUGUUGCGUAAUGCGUGGGACAAAUGGCAAAAAGGGAGCGAUUUUAUGGGUGAAUUAGGUGACCAUUUUAAUGGUCCCAGGUCAUUUCUAGUGGCCCCCGCCAAUGGUGGUAAGCAUUGCAAGAACUGUUGUAUGGAGCCACUGUUUUGUGAGUCAUUCUGUACAAAACUGAAAUGAUUGCUUUCCACCAUUAAAUGGGGCCAUCAGAAAUGUCCAGUGAAAUAUCAGUAGAGUCAUUUAUAAGCAACACCCACCCAUCACUGAGAAAUUGUCACUAAUAAUGCACCAGCCUGCUCAAGCGGGGGACUUGGAUCCAUGACCUCCUGCUUGCAGUGCCUGUACCGGCCUGUGAACCACUCAGCUAUUAAGUGGUGUCAGGUUCAGCUGGCUGGUCCAAAUCCAGUGUAGAAGCUUUGCAUGGUAGCCAUCUUGCAGGGCAGUUCUUUUGGUCCACAGGGAAACCUCUUUUGUGCAUACACUGUGGAACAAAAACACUGGCCUGCAAAAUGGCAGCCGUGCAAACCCUCUAUAGACUGAUCUGGUGACCGGAAGAAGGCAUUGCUUCAAUGGUACCAGACUUACAAGGAGGUCAUAUGUGCACAUUGACUGCCUCUUGACCGAGAGAGUUGUGACCAUAGAGCUGUAUUAAAUUACUAGAGUGUAACUUAUUUCCUGCACAGAAUUUUGACCUUGUCUGGGCGCAGAUAGUUUGAAGUCGUACACUUGAAUUUUUCUCAGACCAGUCUGUAACGUGUAUGAACCACAGUCCCAGAAUUUUGGUCAUGAUGUAUAUUACAAAGUCACUUUGAAAAUACACAUCAUCUCUUUGGAAGAAGUGAUAUGAAACAAACUUAAGGUAGAAUUACAUAUGUAGGUAUCAAAUUUGCUGCGAAGUAGCCAUCUGCGUUAUGCUGCUGGGUCAUUCUAUAAAUUCAGGGAUUUUUUUCCUGGUCUGUUACAUCUGACACAUGAUUUUGUAGGUUUAGAGCAUAUUCUUUAAUUUCCAAGAGAGCUUAAUUGAUGCAAAUUACCUGCCAAAUAAAUAAAAAUGGAUUGAAGUCAAUUUCACUGAUAUAUCCCAUGUCAAAUUACACAGGUCAGGUGUAACGGACAGAAAAAUAUCACAUAUCCAACCCACAGUUUAUAAUGACCCUGCGGCGUCUCAUUUGCAAUUUCUCAAUGUUUACUUUGCAAUAAUCACGUGCAAUGUCUUGAAAAGGCCGUUACUAGAAAGUGUCCAGAGCUGUCUUGAAUUUGCAGUUAAGUGAAUGAGAAGAAAAUGCCUAGUUGACAAGUUUGUAUCAGUGCUGCAAUUGCUGGUUUGCAUUUGUGAAUCAUGCCUUGUGAUAAAGUCAGUUCCUUAUUUUGGGGGGCAUUCAAAACACCCAAACUGCCAUUGGUACUGAUUGUUAACAUGUAGUGGUAUGAUUACACAGCAGUGAUGGAAGUUGGCCCUCAUUCACACCUGAAUCUAAUUUUAAAAAAUGAUGUAUUCAUUUACACACGAAAAAAGUUAACAAAGGAAACGACAAGGCCUAUGUUUUAAACACAGACUUUUGUAAAGAACCUGUGUGCUUAUACCUUUAAGUCUAUUCUCUAAAUGAGGAAAAUUCAAUACUCAUCCACCUUCAGGUGAAAAAAAUUCAAUACAUCAUUGAUCUCAGGAGUGCUGUGAGGUGAUCAAAGGACCAGAUUUUGCUGGUCUGUCUAGAGCUAGGUUGAAUAGAUGUGUCCAAAACACUCUCUAUAGACUAUGAAGACGUAAUCAUGCAACUCUGUGUGGCUUAAUAGACCCAUGUUACGGGCAUCAUGAUAUUGGAAAUUUGAAUAAGUGUAAAAUAAAAAAGCACCAAAAUGCUGUAUGAAAUGGCAAACCAGGGAAUGAAAAUAAGGUUUAAUGCGACAAAGAAGUGUAUUUUCAAAGAUUCUGUAAACAAUUUGUGUAUACCCUUGAAAACUGACAUAACAUUAACUUUAACUUUAAUAAGGUAGUCAGCGUGUCUUGGAAUAUUCCUCAAUAGUUUGGUGCCAAUAUUAACUUUGAUAUUAGUGAACUUGUGUAGUGGUCUUAGUUUUCAGGUCCCCCAAGGGCAUGGGUGAUGAUUAUUGUGUCUUGAAGUAACCUCAGCACAGGUCUGCAUGAAGUCUGAGACUAAAGUCAGGCUGUGACCCGAAUGUUGUGACUAGGGCUUAAAAUAACACACAUCUAUGGAGGGCACAGACUAGUGGCUAAGACCACUUGCCUUUACACUAGUGUUACUCUAAGCCACAGCCGGUUGAUUAAGAUACAGCCUGUACUGUCAGUGACCCUUCAAACGGAAGUCAAGGAACCUGACCAAAAUGGCAACCAUAUGUUGACUAUUGUUCAGUUGUGUUUUCUCCACCAAGUCAAUGGUUACAACUGUCCUGUUAAAGGUGUCAAGUACAUGUAGAUCAGUGUUUCACUGUAACUUGUAGGUUGUACCCUAAAAGGAGAUGAACUACAUUAAAGGUACAUUUCAUGAGUGGUGUAUUCAGUGGGGGAGGGGUGGAGCAAGUUGCCCCAGAGAGAUGUCACCAUUUUUUGUUUGGAACCGAAAGUGUCCCCAUGGGGACAGUCAUUUUUAGAAAAAAAAAAGAGUUCAUUUUGAACACUCGACCAACAACCUGGAUAUGCCGCUGAUUUGUAUGCACGUUGCCAAACAUUUCUCUUGGCCAGUAGCUUACAAUGUGGUUCUAACUUGAAAAGAAAAUGUGACAUCCAUUAUUGUUUCACUGUAGCAGAGUGUAUGCAGAGCCCCAUCAGU